Messenger RNA from Peromyscus maniculatus bairdii (prairie deer mouse), 2160 nucleotides. RefSeq names its product Zn regulated GTPase metalloprotein activator 1A (gene Zng1a). NCBI's taxonomy places the organism in Eukaryota, Metazoa, Chordata, Mammalia, Rodentia, Cricetidae. Gene Ontology annotation, cellular component: cytoplasm. The record is from RefSeq and is a predicted model, not a curated record.
GCGUCUGGUUCAAGUCCGGGCGUAGCUGGAGAGUCCGGCUGUGCGGCGCGUCGUGGUGACGUCAUCAGCGCGGCGCUGACUGGAUCCAGUCGCAGGAAGUCUACUGUGGCAGCUUUUUUUCCCGCUGAGGGGCGGUGUACUGCCUGUCGGUGGCAUGUUACCGGCUAUGAAAACUGUGGCGGCGGAAGAGGAGUACGCGGAGGAGGACUGUCCUGAACUGGUUCCCAUUGAGACCAACAACCAAGAAGGAGAGGAAAAUCUUGACUUCUUCAUUAAGAUUCCAGUCACAAUUAUCACCGGGUACUUAGGUGCUGGAAAGACAACACUUCUGAAUUACAUUUUGACAGAACAGCAUAAUAGAAAAAUAGCAGUUAUUUUAAAUGAAUUUGGAGAAGGAAGUGCAGUAGAGAAAUCCUUAUCUAUCAGUCAAGGAGGAGAACUCUAUGAAGAAUGGCUGGAACUUAGAAAUGGUUGCCUCUGCUGUUCAGUGAAGGACAGUGGCCUUAGAGCUAUAGAGAAUCUGAUGCAGAAGAAGGGGAAAUUUGAUUACAUACUCUUGGAGACCACUGGACUAGCAGAUCCUGGUGCAGUGGCUUCUAUGUUUUGGGUUGAUGCUGAGUUAGGGAGUGAUAUUUAUCUUGAUGGUAUCGUAACUGUUGUAGAUUCAAAGUAUGGAUUAAAACAUUUAACUGAAGAAAAACCUGAUGGCCUUGUCAAUGAAGCUACUAGGCAAGUUGCUUUGGCAGACAUGAUUCUUAUCAAUAAAACAGACUUGGUUUCAGAAGAGGAGCUAAACAAAUUAAGAACAACUAUCAGAUCAAUAAAUGGACUGGGGAAAGUUUUAGAAACUCAAAGAUCAAGAGUUCAUCUCUCAAAUAUAUUAGAUCUUCAUGCCUAUGAUAUUCUCUCUGGAAUAAGUUUACAGAAAAAACUUCAGCAUGUGCCAACAGCACCCCACCUUGAUCAGAGUAUUGUUACAGUCACAUUUGAAGUACCAGGAAGUGCAAAGGAAGAGAGUCUAAAUGUAUUUAUCCAGAAUCUCCUGUGGGAAAAGGACGUGCAGAACAAGGACGGCCACUGCAUGGAGGUCAUCCGGCUGAAGGGGCUGGUGUCCAUCAAAGACAAACCACAGCAAAUGAUUGUACAAGGCAUCCAUGAACUGUACGACCUGGAAGAGAGCCUAGUAAGCUGGAAGGACGAUGCUGAGAGAACAAAUCAGUUGGUCUUCAUUGGCAAGAAUUUGGAUAAGGAUAUUCUUAAACAGCUCUUCAUCACUGCUGUAGCAGAAACGGAGGAGCAGACAGCACCUGGCAAAGAUCAGGAUUGUCCGUCACACUAGAAGCUAUUUAUUACCAGAAGAACUGAGAAGAAAAACAAGGGUCAGUUUCCUGCCCAAUGUAUUUCAAUCCUCAAGUCUUUCAUUACCUCUCCUAGGAGUUAGGAGUAUAUUUUAUGAUAGUAUUUAUUUUAUAAAAUACAUAAGGUUUUAGUAAAUCAUUAUAAAAACAUUUGAUAUUGAUAUAAUAAAAUAUGUCCUCUGAAGGGUUUUUUUUUUUUUUUUGAGACAAGUAUUUCACAAAAAUUCCAGAAUUUUCUUGGAAGUUUAAACAUGAAUUCUGACAAGUUAUGCUUCAUUAGUGGUAAAAAUGAUGGCAAACUUUAACAUUUUCAUUUUCCCUUUAAACUUCAGAUAAUUGCAGAGAUACAAUGAUUGCAUUGAUAGUAACAAAAAUAUUAAAUGCUAUUGUAUUUUAAAAAAUGCUUAACCUUUAUUUUUAUGUUAUGUGCAUGGGUGUUUUGCCUGCAUGUGUGUCUGUGCACUAUGUGCAUCUAUUGCCUGAGGAAUCCAGAAGAGGGCAUUGGACCCUCUGGGACUGGAAGGUCCUCUGGAAGAGCGACCAGCGCUCUUAACCACUGGGCGUCUGUGCAGCCCUGUCACUAUGUUUUUAAUGGAACGAGGCUCUCGUGUUCCUAAAGACCUAAAGAGGAAGAAAUCUGAGUCAAAGAAAUUAAACUGUUUCUUACAAUCCGUGCCAAACCUUACUGAUAGUGUAAUGAUAGCUCUGCUCUUUGUUCUGUAUUAUGCUUAGAAGAUUAUCAUUGUGGAAUGUUAAACGGUAGUUUUAUUGCUGGCAUUAAAUUCAUCUUGCCUAUUUUGAA